Messenger RNA from Vicugna pacos (alpaca), 3781 nucleotides. The record is from RefSeq and is a predicted model, not a curated record. Lineage: Eukaryota; Metazoa; Chordata; Mammalia; Artiodactyla; Camelidae.
AUACAUCAGAGAAGAAUUCGUUGGUUGUCCUUGUUGUCACUGCUGGAUGUGACCAGUUUCCUUCUCUGGAGUCGGUGGAGAAUUAUACCCUUACCAUCAAUGAUGAGCAGUGUCUCCUCCUCUCCGAGACUGUCUGGGGCGCCCUCCGAGGUCUGGAGACUUUUAGCCAGCUUGUUUGGAGAUCUCCAGAGGGCACGUUCUUCAUCAACAAGACGGAGAUUGAGGACUUCCCCCGCUUCCCUCACCGGGGCUUGUUGUUGGAUACAUCUCGCCAUUACCUGCCUGUGGCUAGCAUCCUGGACACUCUGAAUGUCAUGGCGUACAGUAAAUUCAACGUGUUCCACUGGCAUCUGGUCGAUGACUCUUCCUUCCCGUAUGAGAGCUUCACUUUUCCAGAACUUGCCAAAAAGGGGUCCUACAACCCUGCCACCCACGUCUACACAGCACAGGAUGUGAAGGAGGUGAUUGAGUACGCGCGGCUUCGGGGUAUCCGUGUGUUGGUGGAGUUUGACACUCCUGGCCACACUCUGUCCUGGGGACCAGGUGUCCCUGGAUUGUUAACCCCUUGCUACUCUGGGUCCCACCCCUCUGGCACCUUUGGACCAGUGAACCCCACUCUCAACAGCACCUAUGAGUUCAUGAGCGCAUUCUUCCUGGAGAUCAGCGCCGUCUUCCCAGAUUUUUACCUUCACCUUGGAGGGGAUGAGGUUGAUUUCACCUGCUGGAAGUCCAACCCAGAUAUCCAGGCCUUUAUGAAGAAGAAAGGCUUUGGUGAGGACUUCAAGAAGCUGGAGUCCUUCUACAUUGAGACGCUGCUGGACAUCGUCUCUGCCUACAACAAGGGCUACGUGGUGUGGCAGGAGGUGUUUGAUAAUAAAGUAAAGAUUCGGCCAGACACCAUCAUCCAGGUGUGGCGGGAACAGGCGUCGGUGAGCUACAUGAGGGAGAUGGAGCUGGUCACGGGUGCCGGCCUCCGGGCCUUGCUCUCUGCCCCUUGGUACCUGAACCACAUAUCUUACGGCCCUGACUGGAAGGAGGCCUACACGGUGGAGCCCCUGGCGUUUGAAGGUGGCCCUGAGCAGAAGGCUCUGGUGAUUGGAGGAGAGGCCUGUAUGUGGGGGGAGUAUGUGGACAGCACGAACCUGGUCCCCAGGCUCUGGCCCAGAGCAGGGGCUGUUGCCGAGAGGCUGUGGAGCAACGAGAUUGUGAGCAACCUGGAAUCUGCCUUUAAGCGUUUGACACACUUCCGCUGUGAGCUGCUGAGGAGGGGUGUCCAGGCCCAGCCCCUCGGCAUAGGCUACUGUGACACGGAGUUUGAACAGAACUAAAGAAGCAGCCCCAGGCUCCAAGGAGGGUGCUGGCCCUAGGCGAGCAGCAGCGGGGCCAGGCUUCCACUGCAGCCCGCCCGGGGUUGGAGCCCCUUGCCCGCGUGCCCCUGGGCCUGGAGAGGAGGGCACUGGUGCUGGCACUGGUGUCCGAUAAAGAGUGACAUGGCAUUUUUCUAUAAUAAACAUGGAUUACCUGUGUAAGAAAAAUGUGAGUGGCCCUGGGCUAGGCCUUCUGCUCCCAAGGUGACAGGGCCUGGUACCUGCUGCUGGGCCAGGAAGGAAAGCCUCGGUGCUGUCCUGCUCGGCCUGCGCUGUGGUGCCCCUCCCGCCCCGCACCUGGUCUGGACACGUGCCCCGGUCCUUGACUGGUCACGUCCCUCCAAGUGGGGAGACCACUUCGACCUCCAAGGCUUCUGUAUAUGGAAGAAGACAUUAUAGGGGACCACAGACGUUCUGGGCAGUGGCAGGGGCUCCAGCCCCAACCUGGUUUCCCCCCUGCAGGCUCACAAACUUCCCUCCUGUGGAGGGAGCUUUCCUUCUGCUCUGGGUUUCUUGUUACUUCAAUUUCAUGCAACCAUUAUUAAAUAUUGACCACAUACUAAGGUCUUGGCACUGUGGUAGGUGUUGAAUUUGAAGGACUUAGUCUCCAGAGGCCCUGGUCAUUUCCCAACAUACUAGCAACUUCCACUCCUCCCCCAACCCAGUUCAGUCCAAAAGCAUCUUCUCAGAUUUGAUGGCACAGCUGAGACCAUGAGAGGAAAGCCCCUGGGGGACCAAGAGCUGGGCCUGUGGCUCUGGAGGAGGAUCUUGGCCCAAGUGACCAGUUUUCCCCAGCAGGAAAUGGCCCACUGUGGGCCCAGACUGCCCCCUAGUGGUUUCAUGUUCAUAAGCGAUAGUGCAGCCCAGAGGCUGGGGCGGCUGGGGAAACAGCUGCUUUAGAUAGGAUUUCUUUGACCAUUAUUUAAGUUCUUUCACCUGGUCCAGGACUGGAAGGACAAUGGAAAGGUCCUCGCAUUUCUUUCAGAAAGUUUCCAGUCUAGUGAAUUCAGAAACUUGGGGAAGGCAGGCCUGAGAAGGGAUCUCAGUAAAAUCUAGUCCUUAAACAGCAUCCUUCAGCCCCUCGAUCAUGCUCCCUUGGCAACCUGGUUGGAGGUGCACCAUCCCUGCCUUCUCGUGCUUACUACAGGGACAGGGUGGGUGCCUUCUACCUGCAGUGUCCUCACGAGGACAGGGUAUUCAUGCAGCCUGGAUUAGCCAAGCCCAGGGCUCUGGCCUGGAGCCACCAGGCUCUACGGCCCACACCCACCAGAGGAGCACCCUUACCUCUAUUUCCCAGAGAAGCCUUCGAGGUGGUCCCAGGCAAGGACCCUGCAGAAGUGCUGCCAUGCUUCAGUGUCCCGCUUCCUUCAUCAUUAACUGUAACAUCGCUACUGUUUGGGAUAAUGUUAAAUAAAAAGGAUCAGACACUAAGUUGUAAGUCUCAAGACAGUGAAGGAGACCAUGAAAACACUUGUGUUAAAGCAGUAACAUUCUGUGACUUCUUACUCCUCUUAGAAACAUUUUCUUUAGUGUUACUAUCUUUAUAAUUUAAAAAAGUCACUGUGGUCUGAUCAAGACCUUCAGUGGUGGGAUGUGCUGUUUCCCAACCUCUGCCAUCAUGAGAGAUGAGAGCACUUACCUGAAGGUCAUCAUCAGACCUUGAGCUCCUAAUGGGUCAGAGGCAGUGCCCAGAGCGACUUCCCAGCCUCUUCCAAUGCACAGAAUCACUGCUUCUCCACCUCUCCCUUCACCCAGUCUGUGAAUUCAGUGCCCCACCCUGCGCAGGACCAGGCUGCUCUGUGUUCUCAGUACACCACCAGGGGGCGGGGAAGUGUCUGGACGGAUCUUAGGGCACAAGGGUCCGCCCCUGCUCUCCUAUGACUCUCCUAAGGAUGCAAAGCGCCUCUAAUGGGGAUGUACGUAAAGGAGUAAAUGGAGGCCAUUCAGCAUCCCCUGUCCUUGGUGGGCCUUGAGGCAGUGUGCUGGGUCCCCCUCCCUUCUUGGAAAUCUGGUGUUUUCAGGUGCACCUCAGUGGAUUAGCAUAGGGAUAGGACAGCAGAGGACUUGGGGCCCAGGAGCUCCGUAGCACUGGAGACGGGGGGGGGGGGGCAGCAGGGGGUGGGGAAGACUGAAUGACACUGGGGAAAGGUGAAAACAGGGUUAUGUGAGACAGACUGAAUUUAAUUUAUGUUAAUGUAGACAUGCACGCCUGCUGGCAAUGUUCCUAGCAUGCUAAAGCUGAUACUUCUGUAGUUUUUCUUGGUAUCACUUGUAAGAUCAGGCAGAACAGGCUGUGACAGUUGGGUGUCGGGUACUACUUUUUCCCACUAAGAAAGAAAAUGAGUAGGAAUUGUGUGCUUUGUCUUAAAAUCAUUCUGUAUUUUUUCUUUUAUAAAUAAACUGAAAAUUUGAAA